AUGCCCUCUGUCGCAGAGCACCUAAAGGCGAAAAUACCGUCAAUUGCAGGUACAAUCCUCGGCGCCGUCGCGUUCUACUUCGUCUUCCAACGUCUCCUCCCCUUCAUCGAUCCUCAAGUCGCCGCACGACAACAAUCAAAGAAAAAAGCGGCGAAGAUUAAGGAGAAGUUGGGAUGGAGGAAGGAUAUGGAGUUGGAUGAGUGGGAGGAGGUUAUUGCUACGGAGGUUAUUGCGCCGGAGGAUAUCAACGUAACAUUCGACGAUAUUGGCGGUUUGGAUGAUAUCGUCGCAAGCCUGAGAGAAAGCGUAAUCUACCCCUUGACCUUCCCCGAACUCUUUCAAACAACCUCCGCCUCCUCCCCCCUCUCCGCAGCCCCGAAGGGCGUCCUCCUUUACGGUCCCCCCGGCUGCGGCAAAACCAUGCUCGGCCGCGCCCUGGCGAAGGAGAGCGGUGCGACAUUCAUCAAUGUCCAUAUCUCCACCUUGACAAACAAGUGGUUCGGGGAGUCGAAUAAAUUGGUGAAGGCACUCUUCGGGCUCGCAAAUAAGGUACAGCCGGCGAUCAUCUUCAUCGACGAAAUUGACGCGUUUCUGAAGAUGAGGGGAGGGGAGGGGGAGCAUGAGGCUAUGGGCAUGAUUAAGGCGGAGUUCAUGACGCUGUGGGAUGGGCUUCUGUCCUCCACCACAGACAGCCGGAUUAUUGUGUUGGGCGCAACGAAUCGGCCAAAUGAUAUCGAUGCAGCAAUCCUCCGCCGCAUGCCAAAACGAUUCGCAGUCCGUCUCCCCGACGCCGCACAACGCGAAAAAAUCCUCCGACUCCUACUGGAAGACACCAAACUCGACCCCGCCUUCUCCUUCUCCACAAUCACGUCCCGCACCGCCGGCCUCUCCGGUUCCGAUGUCAAAGAACUUUGCCGUAACGCAGUCCUCGCCCCAAUCCGGGAUUUCGUGCGUCAGAAUAGUGGUACCGGUGUGGGCGCGAGAGGGAUGGAUAUCGAGCAUUUGAGGAAGAGUAUGGCGGGGGGAAAGGUGGAGUUGAGGGGGUUGAGGACGGAGGAUGUGUUGGGGGGGCUGGGGGAGAUGAGUGUUGUUGGGGAUAGUGGGUAUGGGUUGAGUGAGAUGAGUGAGUUGGUCGAGGAGAUGGAUUAA
Molecule: messenger RNA, 1149 nt
Organism: Saitoella complicata NRRL Y-17804
Lineage: Eukaryota; Fungi; Ascomycota; Saitoellomycetes; Saitoellales; Saitoellaceae
Product: AAA-domain-containing protein
Exons: 2
Coding region: 1-1149 (382 amino acids)
Cellular component (GO): mitochondrial outer membrane
Molecular function (GO): ATP binding; ATP hydrolysis activity
Source: RefSeq, a predicted model, not a curated record